Molecule: messenger RNA, 1041 nt
Organism: Hydatigera taeniaeformis
Lineage: Eukaryota; Metazoa; Platyhelminthes; Cestoda; Cyclophyllidea; Taeniidae
Source: the annotation of a GenBank genome assembly
AUGUCGCAAGCGGUGCUUACAUUGUUACUGCUACUAACCAUUUACAACCAUCUUUCAUUUGUUACGUCGAGGCGGAAGCGUCCUUUUAAGUGCCCUUGCGGGCGAAGUUACAUACGUCGCCAGCAUCUUACUAGGCAUGCCAAUACGUGCCCUGGUACUCCCACCACUCUACGUGAAAGCAAAGGUCCCUUAAAAAAGUCACAUGACAGUGUUGAAUACAGUUGUCCGAAGUGCACACUCGGGCAUUUUUCUAAGAAAAAGUCUGUUUGGGCACAUAUGGCGAUUGUUCAUGGGGACCGAAGGUUUAAAUGUGGCCAAUGUGAUGCUGCCUUCACAACGAACUCAAAGCUAGAGCGUCAUCAAAAACGACACCAUAACCUAAGGUGCCAUAUAUGUGAAAACAUAUUGGCGGGCAUCAAACUUUCUGAAGGUGUCAAUGACUCUGUCAGUGCUUCUUCCUCCGGUGUUCUUACAGAUCGCAUUGAGCGAUUUGAAAACUUUAUCGAACUUAGGAAACAUAUCUCGAAACAACAUUCUAGUCAAAAGUUCAUCUGCAAAAUCUGCCAUCGUCAUUUUUCUCGCCGCGCCCACUUGCUUGAGCACGAGUUGAGUCAUACGCCAAUGGAAGAGAGGCGGAAAUUCCUGUGCACUGACUGUUCGUCCUUGUUGCCAACUCCCGUGGCUUUCACGUCAAAGCGAGGUCUCGUGGCACAUACUCGCACCGUUCACAGCAGUGAGGUUCGGCGUUUUCCAUGUACCUAUUCUUCCUGUCCGGCGAUUCUGUCUACUAAGCAAAAGUUAAAAGGCCACCUGCAGUUGCAUACACGAGGGUCUGGCUCGGAGGUUGUGCGGGUCAUCCAACGCUCAUCUCUCCUCCAGCGUAGACGCAAUAAUGCUUUAAUGGCAUUAUCGCUCACUUCCCUUACAAAGGAUGGAACUCAGUUACAGAGACCUAAGCGACGAAAGUGCGUGCCUCUACGCGACCUCCAGGAACGCUGGGAGACUGAAAGCCAAAGCAGUGUAGUUGCUCUACUUCGCUGA